Messenger RNA from Mesocricetus auratus (golden hamster), 510 nucleotides. RefSeq names its product secretoglobin family 1A member 1 (gene Scgb1a1). Gene Ontology annotation, biological process: signal transduction. Lineage: Eukaryota; Metazoa; Chordata; Mammalia; Rodentia; Cricetidae. Bases 104 to 394 code for a protein of 96 amino acids. Gene Ontology annotation, cellular component: cytoplasm. The transcript is spliced from 3 exons. The record is from RefSeq and is a predicted model, not a curated record.
UGGGCUUCCUAGAACAUAUAAAAAGCCACCUGAUGCCCCCACACUUAUACACACUACUAUACCACCCCACAUCCAGAGACAGCCAAGCCUCCCAGACUCCACCAUGAAGAUUGCCAUCACAAUGGCUGUUGUCAUGCUGUCGGUCUGCUGCAGCUCAGCUUCUUCAGACACCUGCCCGGGAUUUUUUCAAGUCCUUGAGUUCCUCUUCAUGGGCUCAGAGUCCAGUUAUGAGGCAGCCCUGAAGUUUUACAACCCUGGCUCAGACCUGCAAGAUUCAGGGACCCAGUUGAAGAAGCUGGUGGACACCCUCCCCCAGAAGACCAGAAUGAACAUCAUGAAACUCUCGGAGAUAAUCCUAACAAGCCCUCUGUGCAAUCAAGACCUAAGCGUCUAAAACUCACCAGACUUCAAAGACACUCCCUGAUAACAGCCCCUGUCCUCGCCCUGUGCCUCUGUGACCUCCCUGCACCAGCCCUGCCUUCCUCUCUGCAAUAAACUUCAAGCAUCUGA